CUGAUCUGUUUUCCGCCUUUUUUUUUUCUGCUGCCGCUUUGGAAGGGUGGCGUGCUUUGCUCAGCGACUCGAACUGAAUCCUGUGACAGCGAUUCAAAGCAUCUUUCAUCGCGCCUUCUUCUUUUUCUUUUUGUUAAAUGACCAACGAUACAUUUCCGUCUACGAAUGGCUUCGACGAUGAGGAACCACACUUUUCAGAACCUACGGCGCCGCUUUCGGCCUAUGUCGAUUACACACCUCGAAGGACAUUCACCUUCAGGCACCCCGAUCCCAUUCUGGAAGCUCAUCCCAAUGAUCUAACUCUGUCGCGUCAAAGUCGCGCUUAUUACUUUCACCAAUUGGCUAUGCAAGAACAUAUGCAUGCCACUUCCCCGGAUCGUCAUCCCAGCGAUCUUGCUUCUCAAAGUUAUAUGGACUCGCCAUUUGUUCGCAGAGAUUUAGGCGUCAGCAGUGAUAUUGCCAUCUUUGAUAAAAACGAGUCCGAACUUACCAGUAAGCUCAAAGAACGGUCGAUGCUGGAAAAUAGGUCCAAAGAGUGGACGGUCGCAGAUUUCGAUGUGGGUGAACAUCUCGGUACAGGCAAAUUUGGUACAGUCUACGUCGCUCGCGAGAAAAAGAGCCAGCAUAUUGUGGCUCUCAAGAUAUUGAAAAAGGAAGAGAUUGAAAAAGCCAAAGUGAUCCGCUUUGUGAAGCGCGAAAUCGAAAUCCAGUCGCAUUUAAAUCAUCCAAACAUAUUGAGACUCUACGGUUACUUUCACGAUAGAGACCAUGUAUAUAUUGUACUCGAAUACGCAGCUGAAGGUGAAUUAUAUACCAAAUUACAAAAGCGCGGGCGCUUCACAGAACCUACAGCAGCAAAAUAUAUAGCACAAAUUACCAAUGCAUUGCGAUAUCUCCACAGUCUCGGUGUAAUUCACAGAGAUCUCAAACCCGAAAAUGUCUUGAUCGGUCGAGACGGGCAAGUGAAAUUAGCGGACUAUGGAUGGUCCGUUCAUGAUCCAGCGCCUCGUCGACGUACAUUUUGUGGCACAUUGGACUAUUUACCGCCGGAGAUGAUUGAGAAUAAGCUUCACACCGAAAAAGUCGAUGUAUGGGCACUCGGUGUUUUGUGCUACGAACUCCUCGUGGGAUCUCCUCCAUUUGAGGAUUUGGCCGGUUAUGUCGAAACCUAUAACCGUAUUAUUCGAGCUUCUUACACGCUGCCGGACGACCUGAGUUUGAUGGCGAAAAACUUUAUUGCAAAGGUACAUCAUCCCCCCACAAGUAUAUCGCCAUGCUGCCAUAAGAAAAACUUACGUCUUCCUCCCUUCUCUCCCUCCCCUUAUUUUUUCCUUUAGUUACUGCAAAGCAACCCAAGUAAGCGACCGUCAUUGGCAGAAAUCGAAGACCAUGCGUGGAUCAAGAGAUAUACCCAUCGUGAUGGAAAAGCAUAGUAAAGAAAUCUUUAGCUUUGAUUCCAUGCAAAAA
Messenger RNA from Radiomyces spectabilis, 1467 nucleotides. RefSeq names its product kinase-like domain-containing protein. The coding region runs from base 138 to 1337 and encodes 399 amino acids. The record is from RefSeq and is a predicted model, not a curated record. Gene Ontology annotation, biological process: mitotic spindle organization; protein phosphorylation; regulation of cytokinesis. Gene Ontology annotation, molecular function: ATP binding; protein kinase activity. Lineage: Eukaryota; Fungi; Mucoromycota; Mucoromycetes; Mucorales; Radiomycetaceae. The transcript is spliced from 5 exons. Gene Ontology annotation, cellular component: spindle pole centrosome; spindle microtubule; spindle midzone.